This is a messenger RNA of Klebsormidium nitens, 1781 nucleotides long. NCBI's taxonomy places the organism in Eukaryota, Viridiplantae, Streptophyta, Klebsormidiophyceae, Klebsormidiales, Klebsormidiaceae. The record is from the annotation of a GenBank genome assembly.
CUUCCCCUCAGGCUCCAGAGCUCUACGGUACGGUAGUAUCGUUGUCAAUUGGCAAGGUGGUGAGCCAGGCGUCUUUUUGCGGCUUUGGAGUGUGACUCUCUGAAGGUUGAAAUUUUAAAAAGUUCAGCUUGUUCUUUUAGGGUUUGGAAGCCGGGUCGGCCUUCCUUAGCUUACAUACGUUGCUACAUGAGCAAGGCUUGGAUUGCCAGCUGGUAGGGUGGGUGGCCAAUGCUGAGCUCCGCAGGGCAGACGAGUUUUCAAAGGAUCUCAGAGAAGGCGUAAGCGCCACAUUAAGGACAGAAAGGUCGCCGACUUUCUGCCGGCGCUGCAAACUCUGGAAGUUUGCGACAACUUGCAAUGAUGGCCUCCGUAGUUUGCAAAGCAUACGCUUUGCCUGCAGCCUCCGCUUCCGUCGGCAGGGCGUACAGCUCACAGAGCGCCAGCACGUCCGCUCUGACUAUCCCGCAUGCACCGCUGCAUUUGCCUUUCAAUGUCGGAAGCUCUAAACCUCGGAGACACAGGUGCUCUGGAGUCAUUCUGAGUACCCUCUCCACAUCUGCUGGCUUUAGUCAUCAUGAUCAAGCUUCGGGUGGUUCACAAGGCCACUGGCAACAAGUAAUAAGGCGGCAAGUUGGUGCCAGGGCGUCCGCUGGGAGCCUGAGCGGUGACGGUGGGGAUGCAGAAAGCUUAGCGGCCGCCAAAGACGCGAGGGAUAAACGCAACUUGAAUGGCGUUAUAGGCAUCGGCGCCGUGCUCGCUGUAUUGGGGGGCAUGGUCGCUGCUUAUGCAGUCGGUGGGCCUCGGGCGCUUUUAGAGGCUAUAUCAAAGUCGGGCCUUCCCGCCGCUUUCUCGCUCAUCUUCGUCUCGGAGAUCGGUGAUAAGACCUUCUUCAUUGCAAUGCUCCUAGCUAUGAGGCAUGCAAAGAUCCCGGUUCUCGUCGGGUCGUCAGCAGCCCUUUCGCUCAUGACGGUCAUCUCCGUUGCUAUUGGAAGGCUCUUCCAAAAAGUGCCCGCGCAACUGAAGACAACCAUACCCGUCGGCGAAUAUGCCGCGGUCGCGUUGCUUGUGUAUUUCGGUUUCCGCGCGUUGAGAGCCGCCUGGCUGAUGCCAGACGAGGCCUCGGUCGACGAGGGGGAGGAGAGCGAGUUGGCAGCGGCAGAAGAGGUCCUGAAAAAGCAGGAGGCUGAACGGACCUCGAAGGUUAACAAGCUGUCCGUAUGGGAGGUCCUGGUCGAGUCGUUCUCCCUCGUUUUCCUGGCGGAGUGGGGCGAUCGGUCAAUGUUGGCAACUAUCGCACUAGGAGCUGCGCAAUCGCCCGUCGGAGUCGCCCUCGGCGCAAGCGGUGGCCACGUGCUUGCCACUGGUCUCGCUGUCUUUGGCGGCUCAUUUUUGUCGCAAUACAUCUCAGAAAAGCAGGUGGGCUACGUUGGAGGCAUUCUAUUCUUGGUAUUCGCCGUUGCAACCCUCAUGGGAAUUUUCUAGUCAUUGUUCGAUAUGUUGAGUUAGGAAAGAAAAGAUCCUCAGAAUUUGGGGCAGUCAAGUUGAAGCUGGUUGGGACCCAAGGAGCCCCGUUUUGCAGGCCCAAUCUAUUUUAUGAUGCCAAUGGGCAUUAGAAAGAAGCAGACGUUUGUUGCUUUUCGGCGGGAGAAGAAUCAUGAUGCCUGUUGACAUGGGUUUGAGCAUUAUGCUUAGUACGGACAUAUGCCGCGCUCAGCUAGCUCUAAUCCUAGACAAUGCACUUGCUGUAUAUGCACCUGGAGUAAUUCAGACACGUGUGCACU